AUGUGGGGCAAGUGGAGGCGGGAGGAGGGAAGAGGGCGAGAGAGAGAGGGAGGCUGGGCGGAAAGACUGCAGAUAGCCGGACAGACAGAAGUUCGCCCAAAAGCCCUGUCAUACGUGCUGCGGCGAGAGAGGAACUACUCCUCACACACACUAACUCAUCCGCUCGCUCUCUCUUAUUCAACCUUGAUUGUAAAAGCCUGCCUUUUUAAUUUCUCUACCGAAUAUAUACAUUUAUAUAUUCGUGGAUAUUGUUCACCUUUUCUCUCUCCCACCUUUCUAUCGAAAAAUAAUCGACUGAGGAGUUCGGAAAUAAGGUUGCUCCAAGUUCAACAAGCGUCUAGGAAUAUUCACUUUGAGAGAGGCGAGAAGAUGUACGCUGAAGCGAAUCCGGCGGGUGCCUACUUUGAGGGUUACGACGAUCCCGGGGACGGGUAUGUGGAUGAGGAGGAGGAGGGCGAGAUCCCAUUGGCUGAACGCGAGUUGGCUGAAGAUGCCGAGUGGAAGUUGAUUCAAAAGAACACCUUCACUAGAUGGGCCAAUGAACACUUGAAGAAUAAAGGCGCCUCGGUAGACGACAUUCAAUAUGAUUUUGCCGACGGUUUAAGAUUGAUUGACCUGAUUGAAUCGCUGUCGGGUCAGAAGUUUCGUCAUGUCAAUCGAAAACCGGGUUUUCGUACCCAAAAGCUGGAGAAUGUAACCAUGGUGUUGAGAUUUUUGGAGGAGCAGGAGGGCCUACGACUGGUUAAUAUAGAUAGUACCGAUAUUGUCGACUGCCGAUUGAAGCUCAUCCUCGGGUUGGUUUGGACCCUCAUUCUUCACUACUCCAUCACGCUGCCAUUGUGGGAGGGUGAGGAUUACAAUCAGGGAAGUUCUGGACCCACUCCCAAACAGCGACUACUCGCAUGGCUUAACUCCAAGCUGGUGGAGCGUCCGGUGAAGAACUUUACCACUGACUGGAACGACGGUACCGCGAUCGGUGCACUGGUUGAUGCCUGUGCUCCGGGUCUGUGUCCCGAUUGGAGGGAUUGGGAGCCAAAACAGAAGUUGCGCAACGCCACCGAGGCUAUGAAUGCUGCUGAACAGUGGUUGGAUGUACCCCAACUUAUCAGACCCGAGGAGAUGAUUAACCCCCGGGUGGAUGAAAAAGCCAUGAUGACGUAUUUGAGCCAAUUUCCCAGCGCCAAGCUGAAGGACGGGGCUCCACUACGACCACGUGCCAAUCCAGCCAAUGUGAGAGCUUAUGGACCAGGCCUUGAACCUCGUGGAAACAAGGUGGGCAUGCCGGCGCGAUUUACUAUUGACGCUUCCUCGGCUGGAAAGGGUUCUGUCGAGGUGAUUGUUCUCAACCCAAAAGGUCAACGGGAACCGUGCGAUAUCGUUCCGAAUAUGGACAGACCGAACACAUACUCCUGCGCCUAUGUUCCGACCCAGGCGGGGGAGUACAGGGUCAUCAUCAAAUUCGCCACCAAGGAGAUCAUGAAUUCACCCUUCAAGGUUAUGGUUGAGGGUGCCGCGGAUCCAAGUAAAGCCUCCGCUUCUGGACCUGGCAUUGAACCACAGGGCAAUCAAGUGGGACGUAGAACCUUCUUCAACAUCUUUACCACCGGUGCCGGAGAAGGCAUCGCCGAUUGUGUUAUUUUGGAUCCGCAGGGACGACAAGAUGUCAUCAAGCCCAACAUCACCCGUCAAAGUGAGGAUAAUUACCUAGUGGAGUAUACACCCAAGAUGGAAGGUCUACACUCGGUGAAUGUCUUCUUCGCCGGUCAACAGAUUCCCAACUCACCUUUCGGUGUGAUGGUCGGACCCCACCUUAAGAGCCUCUUUGGUUGUAAGCAUCCCCAGGAGAGGAGUGUCGAAUAUCCACAAGAGCCACCAAUUAGUUCAGUCAAGCGUCCGGACAAUCAAAUAGCGCCACCAUGGCAGCCAGCCUGUGACGCAAAACAAGCCUAUGCUACAGGUCGUGGCAUCCAACCACAUGGAGUUAGGGUGCGUGAUCUCGCUGAUUUCAAGGUCCACACCGAAGAUGCUGGUGAAGGAGUUGUUGAAGCUACGGUUGUUGGGCCUAACGGUCGUGAGGAGAAGUGCCAACAGCGAAAGAUCGGACCGUACACCUACGAAUGCGUCUACACCCCACAACAGGCUGGGCCUCACACUGUCAAUGUUCGCUACGGAGGUGAUCACAUCAUGCUGAGUCCCUUCAAGGUGGAUGUCGGACCCUACAAGGAGACCCGAAUUCGUGCCUUUGGUCCUGGUCUUGUCAGUGGUAUUGUAAACAAGCCGGCUGUCUUUGUGGUCGAGACCAAUGGGGAGACGGGCGCUUUGGGUUUCUCAAUUGAGGGCCCAAGUGAGGCUCGAAUCGACUGCGCGGACAAUGGAGAUGGCUCUGCAACGGUGGUCUACUGGCCGACCGUACCGGGUGAAUAUGCCGUCCAUAUUCUCUGCAACGAUGAGAACAUUCCCAAAUCGCCGUACAUGGUGCCGAUUUCAGCCGACACUGGGAAAUGCGAUCCAAAUGCUGUGAAAUGCUACGGUCCUGGUCUCUCACCCGGAGUCGUAGCCGGCAUCCCCACAGAGUUCACCAUUGAUGCGCGUGAUGCGGGUGGACCGGCACCAUUUGGUUGUGAGUUGCGGGACGAGACUGGUGAACCAGUCCCGAUUCGAGUGCGUGACAAUGGCGACCUUACCGCCACCUGCACUUACACCGCUAAGCGACCCAAGAAACACACCGUCAUACCGACCUACAACGGUGUUGCUGUACCACGUGCGCCUUUCAGGGUGGACGUUGCAGAGCCCUGUAACCCUGGAAAUGUUCGUGUCUACGGCCCCGGGGUGGAGUCCAUCACACGCAACGAGCCGACCCACUUUACCGUGGACUGCAGACAAGCCGGACCUGGCAACGUCGGUAUUAGCGUGCGAGACGAGGCCGGACGCGAUGUCCCCAUGGACACAAAGGACAUGCGGGAUGGCACCUUCAAGGUGUCCUAUACACCUACUACCGCGGGACCGACCUACACUGUGCAAGUCUUUUUUGAGAACACCGAAGUUCCACGGAGUCCAUUCAAAGUGCCUGUCAAACCGAAUGUGGAUAUGAGCCGAGUACGGGUUGAUGGACUGCCCUCAACGAUUCCUGUCGGUAAACCGACAACAUUCGACGUUGUGACGGCGGGCGCCGGUCCACCUAGUGCUCCAAAACCUCGACCUAAUGUGAUUGUCAAGGCGCCCAAUGGAAUGCGAGUGCCGAGUCAGAUGGUUGAAUCACCUGAUGGCUAUGAGGCGACCUUUACUGCCACGCAAGCUGGUCCACAUCAAGUAGCUGUCGAUGUGGCUGGAGCUCCGGUUAGAGGUUCGCCCUUCCCUUGCAGUGCAGUGCCCAUUCAAGAAGCUCCCAUUGCUACUGCUAAGCAGCCUGCAGCUUUCGCAGCUCAACAAGAUCCCUCCGGUCUUGUUCGUGCCUAUGGCGAUGGUCUGCGUCGGGCCACUGCUAAUACACCAGCCCUAUUCACCAUUGAUAGUCGUGAGGCCCCUCCUGCGCCACUUUCGGUGACUAUUGAGGGUCCAGCAGAAGCACAGAUCAACUACACCGAUAACAUGGAUGGCACCUGUGGUGUGGACUACCUGCCCGUGGAACCGGGUCCUUACACCGUGAAUGUUCUGUACAAGGAUAAACAUAUUCCUGGAAGUCCCUUCCCCGUUCAAGUUACUCCCUCAGGAAGGGAUUUGGUGGAUGUGUCAAGAGUUCGAGCCUAUGGUCCUGGACUUCAACCCACGGGUGUGUUCAAGGAGUCCUUUGCCAAAUUCACGGUGGACGCCAAACCCAUCGAUCCUGUUGGUCGCGGUGUCGUGAAAGCCAUUGUUGUCGAUCCUAUGAAACAGAGAACAGCUUGCAUCGUCCAAAAUCAAGGGGAUGGAACCUACAAAUGCAGCUACUCGCCACUUCUUGAUGGUUUGCAUCAAGUGGAAGUAUUCUACGAUGGAAUGCAGGUCCCAGGAAGUCCCUUCAAAGUUCAUGUCACACCGGGAUGUGACCCGUCUAGAGUGCGAGCCUUUGGACCAGGUUUGGAAGGUGGCUAUACCCACGAACCGCAACACUUCACCAUCGAUCUAGACGGUGCUGGUCAAGGUGGUCUUGGAUUAGCUUUAGAGGGUCCCGCCGAUGCUCAAAUAAACUGUGUGGACAACAAAGACGGUACGUGCUCUGUGGAAUAUCUUCCAACCAAAGCUGGCAACUACGAUAUGUUCAUCAAACUCAACGACAUGGACAUUCCUGGAAGUCCAUUCAACAUCCCCAUUCGUGAUAGAAUCGAUCCAAACAAGGUUCGAUGCUAUGGUCCAGGCUUGGAACCCAAUGGUGCUAGAGCUGGAGUUCCAGCUACAUUCACCGUGGACGCUAGUCAAGCUGGUGAAGCACCGAUUGCGGUGACUCACACCAAUCGAAACGGACGCAAGAUUCCCGCCAACAUUGUUCCACGUCAAGGUCAACCCGGUGUCUACGAUGUAACCUACAUGCCAGAAGAUGAAGGACCGUGUCAGAUUGAGGUCAAAUUAAAUAACUGCCAGGUUCCACGUUCACCAUUCAUGCAGAAUGUCCUACCAGCCUGCGAGCCGCAUAAAGUCCGUGUCACCGGAGAAGGUGUACAUCCCAGCCGUCCCGAGGGCCUUCCAGCCGGUCAACCAACCACCUUCCAAGUGGACACUCGGGAAGCCGGGUCCGGUGACUUAGAGCUCACUGUCACUGACUCUGAACAACGCCCAUUACAACUAGAGGUUGCCGAUCACGGAGACGGUGUCUACACCUGUCAAUACCAACCGGAAGAAGCCUGUCCCCACUACGUGGAUGUCAAAUUUGGCGGUCGUGAGAUUCCCGAGAGCCCCUACUGCGUUAAGGUUCAUCCCGUUGGACGUCCAGAUUUGUGUCGAAUUGAAGGUGGCAACGAUCCGCGAAUCCCCAUCUUCCAGCCCUGCGCAAUCACCGUCAACCCUCUGGAUGCGGGUAUGGGUAAGGUGAUGGGACGAGUGGUCGCUCCCACUGGCCAGCCAGCUGAAGUUCAUACAGUGGCGCUACCGAAUGGCAAAGUUAACGUCUGCUACACACCGCAAAUGCUCGGCGAUCACAUGGUUGAGAUCUUUUGCGGUGGCCAAAUUGUAUCCGGCGGACGAUUCAACCAAAAGGCUGUGAAUCUUGACGAGCUGAUUCAACCUGUACCGGAAGAACGCGUGGAACGCGUUCCCCUCCAGACGAUGCAUUCAACAACACUGACUCAGUACCAUGAGUCGACAAAGACCACCGGCUACUACCCCAUUGACUUCAAACUGCCCGUUGGAUCCAAGUUUGGUAGUCUGGAAGGCAUUGUCCGCACACCAGGCGGUAGAUCAAUUCGUCCCACCUUGAUAGACAACGGAGAUGGCACUGUGACAGCCCAAUUCCAGCCAACAGAAGAUGGCCUUCAUGAACUUGAGAUCACUUUCAAUGGCGUACCAAUAGAAGGCAGUCCUUUCCGAUUCUACGUGGAACCGGUUGGUUCAGGUCGUGUGACCGCCUACGGACCGGGACUCAGUCAUGGACGUGUCGGUGAACCCGCGGAAUUCACUCUUAUCACAAGAGAAGCUGGAGCAGGUGGCUUGUCAAUCGCUGUUGAGGGGCCCUCUAAGGCAGAAAUUGUCUGUCAUGACAAUAAGAAUGGAACAUGCUCGGCCAGCUAUCUACCUCUAGCACCGGGAGAGUACACCAUCUCCAUUAAAUUCAUGGAUCAGCAUAUUCAGGGCUCUCCGUUCAUCGCCAACAUCAUGGAGGAUCCAAUGCGAAUGACCCAGGUGAUGGUGGGGACAACCAGUGAAGUACCUCUACGCAUCUCCGAGACAGACAUCUACAAUCUCACCGCCACGGUCACCAAUCCCUCGGGCAUUGAGCAGCCCUCCAUGGUGAAACGUCUGCUAAAUGGGCAUUUGGGCAUUUCAUUCACUCCACGUGAAAUCGGUGACCAUUUAGUGAAUGUUUUCCGCAACGGUCGUCCAAUUCCCAACAGUCCCUUUAAGAUAUAUGUGGGUGAAUCGGAGCUCGGCAACGCUUCGCGUGUUCGUGUGUAUGGUCGCGGCCUCCGUGAGGGUCUGGCCAAUCAGAAUUGCCAAUUCACUGUCGAUACGCGUGAUGCAGGUUUUGGAGGUCUAAACCUCUCAGUGGAGGGUCCAAGCAAAGCUGAUAUUGAGUGUCAUGACAACCAGGAUGGCACCUGCUUGGUUACCUAUCGACCCACUGAACCUGGUACCUACAUCAUCAAUAUCAAGUACGCCGAUGAACCUGUCCCUGGAAGUCCCUUCGCCGUGAACAUCGGUGGUCAUCCAUCUCCCCGUAUCAUGGAGCGAAUUACAAGGCAACGAGAAGUCGCUGAAACAACACAUGUUGGCAGUCAAUGCGAGAUGAACCUCAAGAUUCCAGGUGUAAACGUCCUCGAGAUGACAGCCAUAGUGACAAGUCCUUCGGGUCGAACUGAGCGGUGCGUAAUCACCGAACUUGAUCCAUCCAACUACUGCAUUCGUUUUGUACCCCAAGAAAUGGGUGUUCACACUGUGUCUGUCCGUCAUCGGAAUGUUCACAUACCUGGAAGCCCCUUCCAAUUCACCGUUGGGCCAAUCACUGAUGGGGGCGCGAACAAAGUGCGGGUCCUUGGACAGGGUAUCCAACGCGGCUACAUUAACCGCAACAACGAAUUUAACAUCUACACUCGCGAAGCCGGUGCUGGCAAUCUCUCCAUUGCUAUCGAGGGACCGAGCAAGGCGGAAAUCGAUUUUGAGGAUCGAAAGGAUGGUUCCUGUUGUGUUUCUUUCCGUGUCUCUGAGCCGGGUGAAUACCUCUGCUCCGUCCGAUUCAACGAUGAACACGUACCGGGCUCGCCGUUCCGAUUGGAGAUUGAAGACCCCAGCGGAUACUACAGCACGGAGAAUCGUCAACUUAGUGUUGCUGCAGUGCAGGAUCGAGGACUACAGAUUGGUGUACCAAUGGCCUUCACAGUGAACUAUACGGGUGCAAGAGGUCGCCUUCGUGCCUACGUGGUGACUCCUUCGGGUCGAGAAGACCCCGCUGUUGUUCAUCCCAUCGAUGUGGAUCAACACGCAGUCCGAUUUACUCCACAAGAAAAUGGUCCACAUCUAGUCCAUGUCCUGCUGGAUGAAAGACCCAUUCCUGGAAGUCCCUUCCGUGUUCUUGUGGGUCAAGAUGAUUUCAGUGAUCCUGGUCUUGUGACUGCAUCGGGUGACGGCCUGGUUCGAGGAGUUGUUGGCGAAAGAAGUCGCUUCUUUGUGAACACAGCCAAUGCGGGUAGUGGAGCACUCUCUGUGACAGUGGAUGGACCCAGUAAGGUGCAGUUGAAUUGCGCCGAAAGCAUGAACGGCUACGAAUUCAGCUAUACGCCCUAUGCACCUGGCACCUAUAACAUCACCAUCACUUACGAUGGACAACCCAUUGUGCAUUCACCUUUCAGGGCCUACGUCACGGGAGAUGCAGUCUACGGGUACAGUGAAGACACCGCGCAGUUGAUAGUGAAUACCAACGGUCGUUUGGUCACCGGACCUCAACGCUCCAUGAGCUAUUCACGAGCUGACGCUGUCACCUGUUCUGGUACAGGUCUAGCCAAUGCCUACAUUGGAUCGACCAACACGUUCACCGUCAAUGCUCAAAACGCUGGCAAUGAUGUUCUCUAUGUCGGUGUGUCUGGACCAAUUGUGCCCUGCGAGGAGGUGAAUAUAAAGCACCUCGGAGACAAUCUCUUCAGCGUGCAGUACUCCGUCCGAGAUCGUGGACGGCACUACAUAAUGGUGAAGUGGGGUGAAACCCACAUCCCCGGCAGUCCUUUCAUCGUGGAUGUGAACCACAUCUUCUUCCUUGAAUGCCUCGACAACAAAUAUCGCCCCACCAGGGUUAAUGACAUGGUUCGAGGUGAAGGUGGCGACAAUGAGAGGACAAGUUUGAGGCAGGCUUGA
This is a messenger RNA of Echinococcus granulosus, 7974 nucleotides long. Its product is annotated as Filamin-A. NCBI's taxonomy places the organism in Eukaryota, Metazoa, Platyhelminthes, Cestoda, Cyclophyllidea, Taeniidae. Gene Ontology annotation, biological process: actin cytoskeleton organization. Gene Ontology annotation, molecular function: actin filament binding. The transcript has 38 exons. The record is from RefSeq and is a predicted model, not a curated record. The coding region runs from base 1 to 7974 and encodes 2657 amino acids.